This is a messenger RNA of Meleagris gallopavo (turkey), 789 nucleotides long. Lineage: Eukaryota; Metazoa; Chordata; Aves; Galliformes; Phasianidae. The record is from RefSeq and is a predicted model, not a curated record.
UCAUGUGGGUGUGAUGAACGUCAUGCAAAUAUUCUCUUUCUGCUGUGUUCUCUGUGAACAAGGUGAACAAGGGCACAAUGAAGUGCAUAGCUUAGAAGAACACUUUCCCUUGGAGCGCCAGAGCGUACAUGGUAAAGGACAUUUGGUCUUUAUACUUGGGGAAGUGAAAUGGAGAAAAAGAUAAUUCUAGAAGAACUUCUUUUAAAGAAGUCACAACAGAAGAGAAAAAUGUCACCAGCUAAUUACAAGAAAAGGUUGUUUGUUCUGACAAAAACAAGCCUUUCUUAUUAUGAAUAUGGCAAAGAGAAAAGAGGAAGAAAGAAGGGGUCAAUUGAUAUUGAGAAAAUUCGAUGUGUUGAGACAGUGAAUCUUGAGGAAUCAACACCUCCUGCGAGACAAUACCCUUUUCAGAUCGUGUACAAAGAUGGCCUGCUCUAUGUCUAUGCACCUGAUGAAGAGAGACGGAACAAGUGGCUUGCAGCUUUGCAUAGAGAAAUUAAAGAAAAUACCAAUUUACUAAGCAAAUAUCAUAAAAGAUUCUUCACCAAUGGGAGGUUUCUCUGUUGCAAUCAGACUUGUAAAACGGCCCCUGGAUGUACAACUUGGGAGAAAUAUGUGACUCUAUGUUGCACAACCUGGUCUGUGAAACCACUGCCUCCAGUCCCUCAAACACUGGUAGGUCAAACUUCUGAGUAUCGACCUGUAGAGAAAGACUCGAUAAUGAUGAUAUGGAGUCAUAUAAGAUGGGAGAACUGCAGGCUGUCCCUGGAAGUUGGUCUCAAUCUCUAA